This is a messenger RNA of Cannabis sativa, 3316 nucleotides long. Its product is annotated as mechanosensitive ion channel protein 6. The coding region runs from base 113 to 3013 and encodes 966 amino acids. Gene Ontology annotation, cellular component: plasma membrane. Gene Ontology annotation, biological process: transmembrane transport; monoatomic anion transport. Gene Ontology annotation, molecular function: mechanosensitive monoatomic ion channel activity. NCBI's taxonomy places the organism in Eukaryota, Viridiplantae, Streptophyta, Magnoliopsida, Rosales, Cannabaceae. The record is from RefSeq and is a predicted model, not a curated record. The transcript has 5 exons.
UGAUUUCAUUUGUUUUGGAUUUGAGAGAGACAAGGAUAUUCAUAAUUAUAUAUAAUAUUAAUUAAAUAUUAUUUCGACAGUGUCUGUCUACAUACAUACGUGGUUAACGUCCAUGGAUUUCUCGCUCAAGAAAUCGUUCAAGUCCCACAGCUCCUAUAAUAAACAUACGAAGAAGAUCUCCGCAGGUGGAGGUGCCCAAACCAGCCACGAAGAGCUACCUAUUCUAUCGGAUCAAGACAUUGUUGAAGAUCGACACCCCCACAUUCCGAACCCGAUGAAGGAAGACUCCAAUGACCGGAAUGAGGUCAUUGUAAAAAUCGAUGAAGGAGGUGAUUCUACCGCCGCCGCCGCCACGUCCGGCGACUCUUCUAAACAUGCCGGCAAGAUUUGGCAGGAAACGAGCUAUGAUGUGUGGAAGGACCCUGCCAGAGAUAAUGUGAACGACCACGACGACGGAGGAGAUGGUGAUGAUGCGACUAGAAUGAGUUUUAAUUUUGUGCAAGGUAAUAAUAAGCUGCAGAAGCAAGGUAUGGAGGAUCCUCCGUCGAAGUUGAUUGGCCAGUUUUUGCAUAAGCAGAGGGCUUCAGGGGACACGGCAUUGGAUAUGGAUUUGGAGAUGGAGGAGCUCAAAAGCCACCAUGAUAGAGAUUUGCAGCCUUUGGCCGAGUCUCCGAUGAAUGUUUGGCAAUCGAUGGAGUUGAAGGUGGCGUAUAACCAUCCGUCGACUUCGACGGACGGCGUCGAUGGAUUACAGGCGACGGAGUCGAUGCGGCGGCGUUACAGGGAUUCGAUGGACGACAAGGAGAGUCAAGGACAACCUUAUAAUGAAGAGGAAGAGGUUGUGAGGUGUACCUCAAACGCGUCGUUUCAGCCCGAGCUUUCGUUUCAGAGGAGGUCUAGUUUGUUACGGGUAAAGACCAGGUCCAGGCUUAUGGACCCGCCAGAAGAUCCAGAUAGACGAGCUGAUCGAGUUUAUAGGUCUGGGCAGAUACCCAGGUCGGGUCAGGUGCUGAAAUCUGGUAUGUUGCCGAAGUCGGGGCAAUUGAAAUCUGGGUUUUUGGGGAAGGCCGGGGAUGACGAAGAGGAUGACCCGUUUUUUGAUGAGGACUUACCCGAUGACUUCAAUAGGUCGAAUCUUAGUGUCUUGACUCUGAUUCAGUGGGCUAGUUUGGUUUUGAACGUUGGGGCAUUAGCUUGUACGCUUUCUGUACCACUUUUGAGGGAGAAAAACUUGUGGAAAUUGAAGCUAUGGAAAUGGGAGGUCUUGAUUGCGGUUCUGAUUUGUGGGAGGUUGGUCUCGGGUUGGGGGAUUCGGAUUGUGGUGUUCUUCAUUGAGAGGAAUUUUCUACUUCGUAAAAGGGUUCUUUAUUUCGUUUAUGGUAUUAGAAAAGCUGUUCAGAAUUGUUUAUGGCUGGGCCUUGUUUUGAUUGCUUGGCACUUCUUGUUUGAUAAAAAAGUUGAGAGAGAGACUAGGAGUGAGGGCCUCAGAUACGUGACUAAAGUAUUGGUUUGUUUCUUGGUGGGUACUUUGCUUUGGUUGGUGAAGACCCUCAUAGUGAAAGUACUUGCUUCUUCAUUCCAUGUUAGUACCUACUUCGACAGAAUUCAGGACUCGCUUUUCAACCAGUUUGUGAUUGAAACGCUCUCGGGUCCACCAUUGAUUGAGAUUCACAAAACAGAGGAAGAGGAUGAGAGACUUGCCGAUGAGGUUCAGAAGCUCCAAAAUGCUGGGGCUACAAUACCACCUGACCUUAAGGCCACUGCUUUCUCUUCAGGAUUCCCACCCCCGAGAACUAGCCGAGUCAUCGGGAGUGGUCGGUUGUCCAAGACAAAUAAUAGUGCCAAACUCUCUCGGGUGCUUAGCAAGAAGUCAGACGAGGGAAUAACAAUUGAUCAUUUACAUAAGUUGAAUCCCAAGAACGUAUCAGCCUGGAAUAUGAAAAGGCUUAUGAAAAUAGUGCGAAAUGGUUCUCUUACUACGCUUGAUGAGCAGAUUUUGGAUUCGACUAAUGAUGAUGAGUCCGCUACUCAGAUCAGGAGUGAAGUUGAGGCCAAGGCUGCAGCCAAGAAGAUAUUUCUGAAUGUGGCUAGGCGGGGCUGCAAGUUUAUUUACGUUGAGGAUUUGAUGCGUUUCAUGCGAGAAGAUGAGGCUCUAAAGGCCAUGAGUCUCUUUGAAGGGGCAGUGGAGACUAAAAGAAUCAGCAAAUCUUCCCUUAAAAACUGGGUGGUUAAUGCAUUCAGAGAGCGGAGAGCACUCGCUUUGACACUAAAUGACACCAAAACUGCUGUCAACAAACUUCAUCAUAUGGUAAACAUAAUAGUUGCUAUUGUUAUAGGCGUCAUAUGGCUUCUUGUACUAGGAAUCGCCACCAGCAAAUUUCUACUCUUCGUCAGUUCGCAGCUAGUACUUGUGGCGUUUGUUUUUGGAAACACUUGCAAGACGGUUUUUGAAGCCAUUGUUUUCUUGUUUGUGAUGCACCCUUUUGACGUCGGAGACCGGUGUGAAAUCGAUGGAAUUCAGAUGGUUGUUGAAGAAAUGAACAUCUUAACUACCAUUUUCCUAAGGUAUGACAAUACUAAAAUAAUAUUUCCUAAUAGUACUCUUGCCACAAAGGCCGUCAACAAUUUCUAUCGAAGUCCAGACACAGGAGAUGGUGUUGAGUUCUGUAUCCACGUAGCUACUCCGGCAGAGAAGAUUGCAGCAAUGAAACAAAGAAUAACAAAUUAUGUUGAGAGCAAGGUGGAGCAUUGGUAUCCUGCACCAAUGAUUAUAAUGAAGGACCUUGAAGAACUAAACAGGGUAAGAAUGGCUGUGUGGUUGUGCCACAAAAUGAACCACCAAGACAUGGGUGAACGGUAUUCUAGAAGAUCUCUUCUGAUAGAAGAGAUGGUCAAGACAUUCCGGGAACUUGACAUCCAAUAUCGUCUUCUUCCAAUAGACAUUAAUGUCUGUGCCAUGCCGACUGUGACCUCUACGCGGCUUCCCAAUAGCUGGACUGCACCUACAAGCUGAGAAAAUGAACAAGACAACCAAACAAUAACUUGAUAACCACAUUGAGCUAAGGAAAGGAAGUGAGUGAGCCUGGGAGGCGUUUUGGGUUGGGGAAUGGGGGGUGGUGUUCAUAAGAAAGAGUAGUAGGAUUUUUUUUUUUUUUUUUUUAUUCUUGUAAGCAAUUAUAUCAUUUAGUUGGUUGAGCUCCCUAGGAAUUAUUAAUUAGUGUCUUAUAAUGCAAUUGAUAGAAUUUCAGCUUAUUUGCUCUUGUGUACGUUUCGUAUUGUCUUGUUAGUUUAUAAAAUAACUGUCUAUUCACGAUUU